AUGUGUUCUGCCAAACAUGUCGAUCCACAAGUUCCAUUUGGUGGUGUGAACGUCAUCUUCUUUGGUGAUUGUUUACAAUAUCGCCCAGUCUAUGAUUCACCAUUGCAUACUGUUUUUUCAUCAUCAAAAAAGAAACAAGGAAAAAUACCAUCUGAAAAAGAAAUUCAACAACGUGUUUCACGUUCUUUAAUUCUUCAAAUGAAUUGUGUGGUAAAACUUACACAACAGAUGCGAACAGAAGAUUUACGAUAUCUUCAAUUACUCGAUCGGCUUCGUCAUGGACAAUGCAAUUAUGACGAUUAUGAAUUAUUGCAGACACGAGUUGUUGGACAACCAACAAUAGAAUCUCUACAUGAUUCGCCAUGGAACAAAGCUCCUAUUCUCGUGUUCCGAAACGAAGUUCGCACACAAAUAAAUAACAAGGCUGCUAUUCACAAUGCAACACAAAUGGGUGAUCCGCUGAUGGUAUGUGUUGCUCAAGAUACGUGUAAAGGCAAAGCAAUCGAAGAUCCAAUAUUGCGUAAAAAGCUAUUAGAAUNGAGAGCAUAUCAGAUACGUAUAACAUUCGAUUUUGUGGUCUUUGUUUGUUGA
Messenger RNA from Adineta ricciae, 591 nucleotides. The record is from the annotation of a GenBank genome assembly. Lineage: Eukaryota; Metazoa; Rotifera; Eurotatoria; Adinetida; Adinetidae.